This is a messenger RNA of Oryctolagus cuniculus (rabbit), 3531 nucleotides long. RefSeq names its product melatonin receptor 1A (gene MTNR1A). Gene Ontology annotation, biological process: G protein-coupled receptor signaling pathway. The record is from RefSeq and is a predicted model, not a curated record. Gene Ontology annotation, molecular function: melatonin receptor activity. Lineage: Eukaryota; Metazoa; Chordata; Mammalia; Lagomorpha; Leporidae. Gene Ontology annotation, cellular component: plasma membrane.
GCCGACCCCAGGUGCCACCAGGCUGUGGCCGCGGGGCGGAGGUGGCGCGGCGAGGGCUGAGGGGAGCCAUAAAAAGUGGCGGGCCGACUCCGCUGUGGCAGCGGCGGGGCGAUGGUCCGGCGGCGGCCGUGAGGCGGCCCCGGCAGGGGGGAACCAUGAAGGGUAACAGCAGCGCGCUGCUCAACGCCUCGCAGCAGGCGCCGGGCGGCGGGGACGGGGCGCCGCCGCGCGCCUCCUGGCUGGCCUCCACGCUCGCCUUCAUCCUCAUCUUCACCAUCGUGGUGGACAUCCUGGGCAACCUGCUGGUCAUCCUGUCUGUGUAUCGCAACAAGAAGCUCAGGAACGCAGGAAAUAUAUUUGUGGUGAGCCUAGCAGUUGCAGACCUAGUGGUGGCUGUUUAUCCAUACCCCUUGGUGCUGAUAUCUAUAUUUAAUAACGGAUGGAACCUGGGAUAUCUACACUGCCAAAUUAGUGGCUUCCUGAUGGGCUUGAGUGUCAUUGGAUCAAUAUUCAAUAUCACUGGGAUUGCCAUUAACCGCUACUGCUACAUCUGCCACAGUCUCAAGUAUGACAAGCUGUACAGUAACAAGAAUUCCCUCUGCUAUGUGUUCCUGAUAUGGAUGUUGACGCUUGUGGCAGUCAUGCCCAACCUGCAUACUGGAACCCUGCAAUACGAUCCAAGGGUCUAUUCCUGUACCUUCUCACAAUCUGUCAGUUCAGCGUACACGAUAGCUGUGGUGGUUUUCCAUUUCAUCAUUCCAAUGCUCAUUGUCAUCUUCUGUUACUUGAGAAUUUGGAUCCUCGUGCUUCAGGUCAGACGGAGAGUGAAGCCUGACAACAAACCCAAACUGAAACCACAGGACUUCAGGAAUUUCAUCACCAUGUUUGUGGUCUUUGUACUUUUUGCCAUUUGCUGGGCUCCUCUAAACUUCAUUGGUCUUGCAGUGGCCUCAGACCCUGUCAGCAUGGUACCCAGAAUCCCAGAGUGGCUGUUUGUGGCUAGUUAUUACAUGGCAUAUUUCAACAGCUGUCUCAAUGCAAUCAUAUAUGGACUACUGAACCAGAAUUUCCGGGAGGAAUAUAGAAGAAUUAUAAUCUCAAUGUGUACAGCAAGGAUGUUCUUUGUGGACAGUUCUAAUGAUGUAGUAGAUAGGAUUAAAUGCAAACCCUCUCCAUUAGUGACCAACAAUAAUUUAAUGAAAGUGGACUCUGUUUAAGAUUGUAAAGCAUUAUUGGCAAACUUCAUGUUGGCUUUUCUCUUGAUAUGUGUCUAGAAAAUCAGUGCUUGAGGAGAUUCUAUGCUCUUUAAGGGUUGCCUCUGUGGUUUCUGAGCUAAUGUAUGAUGAGUUUGUGAACAAGUAAUUCUACUUAUUGAGAGAAGUGCAGAACAUAUAGAAAUGUAUAUGUUAAUUAGACAUGUGUCAGGGACAAGGGGUUAAAGUAAAAUGCUGAAAGCAUUCAACUGUUGUUUAUGAGUGUCAAGGUUUUCUUUUACAGUAAAUGAAUGCCACAGGAGUAACAGUUGCAUCCUUCCCACACACUUUUCGAAGAUUUCUAGUAGGAAAAUAAAUAGAAAAUUUUAUUUAUAAAUGAGCAAAUGGAACAAAAAGGGAAGAGAGAUGAGUGACUUAUCACAUAGUUCAAGGCUGAAAAUAAAUCAGUAUAUGACAACAACAGGAACAACCACAGCCACAACCAGUAACUUUCCAAUUUGCAGUAUUAGCAUUGGGUAGUAGGUAUAUCAUAAUCAUGAGUGUUUACUGUUCAGUGUUAUGUACUGCACAUUCAAUCUGAUAAAGAACUAAAUGCACAACAGAGCUUUAUUCAGAUAUCAAUUACCAUAAUUUCUUAAAGCAAUAGCCAAUAGUUAUGUAUAAAAUUUUAUAUGACUUUAUUAGGUACUUAGCUCAAUAUUAUUUUAUAUCACUGAUCAGCUCUGUUGAAUUGAUGCCCACUGACUCAUUACAUUUUCUAACCAAUUCAUUUAAAUAUGACAAAGGGGGUGGAUGUUUCACUAGGCAGUUAAGAUACCACUUGGAAUGCCAGCAUCCCUCAUUAGAGAGCCUGGUAGGAGUCCUGGCUCCUUUGCUUCCAAUUCAGCUGAAUGCUAAUGCAAACCCUGGGAGGCAGCAGUUGAUGGCUCAAGUUCUUGGGUAUUUACCACACACAUAGUAAACCUAGAUUGAGUUCUGGGUUCCUGUCUUUAGCCCUACUCUGCCCUGGAUAUUGCAGGCAUUUGUGGAGUGAAUCAACAGAUGGGAACUAUCUCACUAUCUCUCUCUUUUAAAUUAAAUGAAAGCAAUAUAAAUAAAUGUUUUAAAUGACAAAGUAUUAAGGAGGUAUAUGCUUUUGGUUAUAGUGCUAAAUGUAUUCUAGAUUGAUUUUCUUUUUUUUAAAGAUUUAUUUUAUUUGAAAAAGUUACAGGGAGAGGUAGAGACAGAGAGAGAGGUCCUCCAUCCACUGGUUCACUCCCCAGAUGGCCACAACAGCCAGAGCUGAGCUGAUCUGAAGCCAGGAGUCAGGAGCUUCUUCCAGGUCUCCCAUACAGGUGCAGGGGCCCAAGGACUUGGCCCAUCUUUCUACUGCUUUCCCAGGCCACAGCGGAGAGCUGAAUCAGAAGAGGAGCAGCUGGGACUAGAACUGGCACCCAUAUAGAAUGCCGGUGCUUCAGGCCAGGGCUUUAAUCUGCUGCGGCACAGUGCUGAUCCCUCUAGAUUGAUUUUCUAGUUGAUCAAGUAAAUCCAAGCCAGUAUUUUGUCUUUUAUAGCUAUCUUAGUAUAAUAUUCUUCAAUAAUUCAUUUCGGUAUUUGAUUGCCUCAAUAGCAUUGAAGAUCUAGGAGAAGAAAAUAACAAAUGGCAAAACUAUGGUUUCAUAUAUUUUGGCUAUAACUUAUCUCCAUGGCUAUUUGGGACAAGAGUAAGAGGUGUUACACGAAGUGCUUUGUUGCAAGGUACAACCAUGUUUCCUUGUAUUUUAAAGAAACAAACGGGACUGUCACAUACCACAAAAAGUUGAUGACUUGUGAUUAUAUGAUGGGACUUCAAAUGUUCUUGGAAAAAUAGAAUUUGAAAAUAAGUUGACUUGGGUGCAAAAAUUUUUUGAAAUCCAUGCAAUUUUUUUUCACAAUUUGAAUUUCUAUGAUCUUUUUGUAGUAUCAUAUAUAUAUAAGGCAAAAAGUAUCUGGAUAUUUUUAUAAGAUUAAUCUUCUGAUUCUUUUCAUAAGCAUAUUUGGGAAAUAUGAUGAUGAUUGCCAUUGGUGAGGGUGUAUGUGUGUGUGUGUGUGUGUCUAAGGUAUCUCUAAAACUUUACCUCAUAAGUCUUAUAUGUGUACAAAUUCUAGUUUCUUAUAAAAUCAAUUUUAAACGAUAAAAAUAGUACUUAAGCUAUGUUCCAAAUUUCAGAUGACUCAAAGAUUAUCUGAAUAUGAUAAUCAUGUUCAAUAGAAUUAAAGAUUAUCUGAAUAUGAUAAUCGUGUUCAAUAGAAUUCUUUUUAAAAUUGGUGUUAUACUCUUCAUGAUGCUUGUGCUAGA